UUGACACACGUGUGGCUCAGAGAGAGAGGAGACCGGUGCGGGGCUGUUUCAUCUCUCUGUCCCGGUUUGUUCCUGUCGGUGCCAGCGCUCCUUCAGACUGAGUACCCGUCUCGGACACACAGCCAGCAAGAUGGAGAUAGAGAAGGAAAUGAAGAAGGUGACUCUCGGCCACGAAUUUGGCGCCGGAGCGGCGUGCUUAAAAUGCAAGGAGAAAUGCGAGGGAUUUGAGCUGCACUUCUGGAGGAAAAUUUGUAGGAACUGUAAGUGCGGCCUCGCAGAACACGACGUGUCAAUGAACUCGGAGGAGAACAAGAAGGUUGGCAAGCUUUUUGAAGACACUAAGUACACAGGCCUCAUAGCCAAACUGAAGACAGAUGGCAUCCCCAGGUACCAGGGGAACAUGGUGACCAUCACUCUGCCCAGCCCUGCCACUGCUUACACAAUGCCCCCUUUGGCUUCCUCUACGAUUGUACCUCCUUCCCCCACAGUGGCGUAUGCACAGCCUGCUGUGACCUCUCCUGGGCCGGUGCUCAUUGGCUCUCCAGCACAAGCCCAGGGGAGGCCUCUGGUUCUGUCCACAGACGUCACCGUCACUCCAGUUAAGGCUAACAAGGUGCCGGUCACUGCCAGUGCUACAGCGGCCAAUGUGGUCCCAGUCCCCAAAGAUGUUCCAAUGAAAUCCAUCACCUAUGAGUGGGCACCACCAGUGGCCAACAAGCAUCUGGCGGUGCGCUACAUUGAACUGCUCCCACCUGAGAAGCGUCCAGUUGCCGGGACGCAGGGGGCCGCUUACCGCCGGCAGCAGAUGGAUCGCCAGCUUCCUGAGCAUGACCAGGACCCGUCCAAGUGCCACGAGCUGAGCCCUGCGGAGGUGAAGCAGAUGCAGCAGUAUGUCCGUAAAUGCAAGGACGAGGCGUUGGGCAUCGGAGAUGUCCUGCUGCCUGAGGAGGUGGCUCAGAUUCAGGCAGGUGGAACGGAUGCAGCAGCUGCUGGUUCUGGAGGUACACCUGGGAGGGCUGGGUUUGGUCCCGUAGCAGCUGGUGUUGGAGGGGCUGGAAACGUACCAGGUCUUGGAGCUGGUGGUGCCAAUUCUGGACCAGUUCUUGCAGGUUCUGGUGUUGGUGGAUUUGGACCUGCAGGACUCGGAGCUGGAGCAGGAUCUGGAUCCGGAUACACUCCAGGGUCAGGGACUGAUCAGUCUGCUGGUCUGGGACCAGCCAGAGGGUCCCUGGGUACCGCUGCCACUGCUGGAGCCAUCAACGCCGGACUGCCACAGAAGAACUUUUCGUGCCAUCACUGUAAGAAGCCCAUGCUGCUGGGCGAGCCAGCCGUCUAUGCCGAGCGGGCCGGCUAUGACAAACUGUGGCACCCGGCGUGCUUUGUGUGCUGCACCUGCAGUGAACUUCUGGUAGACAUGAUUUACUUCUGGAAGAAAGGCAAGAUGUACUGCGGACGUCACUAUGGAGACAGCGAGAAGCCCCGAUGUGGCGGCUGUGAUGAGCUGAUCUUCAGUAAUGAAUACACUCAGGCGGAGGGACAGAACUGGCAUCUGAAGCAUUUCUGCUGUUUCGACUGUGACUGCAUCCUGGCUGGAGAGACGUAUGUGAUGGAGAACGACAAGCCCAUCUGCAAACCCUGCUACAUGAAAAACUACGCUGUGAGAUGUGCCUCAUGCCAGAAGGCGGUGGAGCCUGAGGCUCAGAGAGUUUCCUACGGCGAGCACCACUGGCACGCUGAGCCGGACUGCUUCAAGUGCUCUGGUUGCACCAAGUGCCUGAUUGGUCAGCGCUUUAUGGCAGUGAAGAACUGCCUGUUCUGCUCCGUGGAGUGCAAGAAGAAAGUCAUGACAUAGACUGUCCUAUCUGUCUUCCAGAGCAGAGAGAACAACAGUGGACAGUGAUGGCUUGUAGUUGGGUUAACAUGUUAGUGUGGCUGUUCCCUUUAAUAUAGAAAGCUACUGCAGGAGUGUCUUCAAGUAAGGGUAAGGGGUCAGGGUUGACUUGCACUGAUUUUGUUUACAAUUUUUACUUUUAACUAAAGUCGUGCCCAUAUUUUGACAUAUUCAACUUCUAAGCCACCAGCUGUUCAUUACAUACUUUGACUUUACCUUAUCUUCCCAACUCUGAAAGUGGUCAAAAUGUAGACAAUAGCAUCAUGUUCUGGCUCUAAGCAUAGCUGAACUGCCACAUUUGAUUUAGAGUGCACAUGUAACGUGUUUUUUAUGUCACUCAUUGUACAUGAUAAUGUGGUUUAUAAAAAACACUGCAGAAUUGAUUUAACACCUGUCUGCUGUCUCAUCCCACACUCUGCUCCUCACUGUAGCACUCCACAUUGUGCAGAUGUUUCAUUAUUUGUUUUAUUCUUAGAAUAAAAGUAACGUAAAUGUA
Molecule: messenger RNA, 2387 nt
Organism: Xiphophorus maculatus (southern platyfish)
Lineage: Eukaryota; Metazoa; Chordata; Actinopteri; Cyprinodontiformes; Poeciliidae
Gene: tes
Product: testin LIM domain protein
Exons: 7
Coding region: 131-1852 (573 amino acids)
Molecular function (GO): zinc ion binding
Source: RefSeq, a predicted model, not a curated record